AUGGCACCUUCGCUCGAGGAGCCAACGGCUGCCUUCGAGGCGCCAUCGAAAAUGGCACCGAAACUGGUCGCCCCCGAGCCAGAGCAUUGUCCUGGACCCGAGUCUGAACAGGCAGGUAAAGGGGAUGCCUGCGCUGGUUGCCCCAACCAAUCCGUUUGUGCAUCUGCUCCCAAAGGCCCCGAUCCCGAUAUCCCCAUCAUCACCGAACGACUUUCGCAAAUACGACACAAAAUCCUAGUGCUCUCCGGUAAAGGCGGUGUCGGCAAGUCGACUUUCACCUCACUACUUUCCCACGCAUUCGCUGCCAAUCCUGAAUCGACUGUGGGCGUUAUGGAUACGGACAUUUGCGGGCCAUCGAUACCAAAAAUGAUGGGUGUGGAGGCAGAGACAAUCCACGUUAGCAAUGCAGGCUGGAGUCCGGUGUGGGUGACGGAUAACCUUGCCGCGAUGAGCGUGCAAUUCAUGCUACCCAACCGGGAUGAUGCAGUUAUCUGGAGGGGCCCCAAGAAGAACGGACUUAUCAAACAAUUUCUGAAGGAUGUGGACUGGGGCGAGAUGGACUACCUGGUCAUUGACACCCCUCCAGGGACUUCGGACGAGCACCUCUCCGUCAACUCGCUCCUCAAAGAAUCUGGAGUGGAUGGCGCAGUCGUUGUCACCACCCCGCAGGAGGUUUCGUUGCUAGACGUUCGGAAGGAGAUUGACUUCUGCCGCAAGGCAGGUAUUCGAAUCUUGGGAUUAGUCGAGAACAUGUCGGGUUUCGUGUGCCAAUCGUGCAACACGAAGACCCAAAUCUUCCGGGCUACGACAGGCGGUGGAAAGCGCCUUGCCAAGAAGAUGGGCAUUCCUUUCCUAGGCGCGGUACCUCUUGAUCCGAGAGUGGGAAUGGCAUGUGACUAUGGGGAGAGCUUCGUGGAUCAUUACCCGGACAGUCCAGCAUCGAAAGCGAUCAAGCAAGUUGUACGCUCGGUUGCUCAGAUGAUCGGCGAGGAUCCCAAUGACGUGCUGCCGGAGGAUGUGGCAGAGUGA
Aspergillus ibericus CBS 121593 is the source of this 1029-nucleotide messenger RNA. RefSeq names its product Fe-S cluster-binding ATPase (gene nbp35). The transcript is spliced from 2 exons. The record is from RefSeq and is a predicted model, not a curated record. Gene Ontology annotation, biological process: iron-sulfur cluster assembly. Gene Ontology annotation, cellular component: cytosol. NCBI's taxonomy places the organism in Eukaryota, Fungi, Ascomycota, Eurotiomycetes, Eurotiales, Aspergillaceae. Gene Ontology annotation, molecular function: ATP binding; 4 iron, 4 sulfur cluster binding; ATP-dependent FeS chaperone activity. The coding region runs from base 1 to 1029 and encodes 342 amino acids.